AUGAAGCUGGUCUUGAUCUUCGUCGUUGGUACCGUCUUCCAACCACAGCGAGGGAAGGCGAACCCCGAUCAUGAUCUCCGUCUGGUCCAAUCUUGGAUUUAUGUUGCCCAAUGGCGGCUCACAGGGCCCUCAGAGAAUGACGCUCUGAGCUUGGAUAGCCUGCAGGAACCCUCCCUAAAAGGGCUAUGGCGAUGGGUCUUCAUGGGUCCCGGUCCAUUUCCCAUCCCUCGGUCUGGAACUGAUCACACAACUCGAAGAAUUUCAUCUACCAUCUCACCAUUACUAGGAACCACUACCAACCCACAUAAUCUCCCACUACCUGAUAAAUCUCUGGACGAACUCACCCGCUCAUCCCGCUCCCCCAUCCUUCGCACAAUGCACCAUAUGCUCGCUCAGCUGCGCCAGAUCAUCGACCUCGGAACACCCAGUCUCAAAUGA
Aspergillus tanneri is the source of this 438-nucleotide messenger RNA. RefSeq lists its product as uncharacterized. Bases 1 to 438 code for a protein of 145 amino acids. Lineage: Eukaryota; Fungi; Ascomycota; Eurotiomycetes; Eurotiales; Aspergillaceae. The record is from RefSeq and is a predicted model, not a curated record. The transcript has 2 exons.